AUGGAGGUACGGACGCUCCGAAUUCACUUACUACUAUGCCGUACCAUCCACGAUCUGUGUCGCUCAUCCCUCUGUCGCUCACCCUCCGUCCUCACCCUCCGUCACUCACCCUCCGUCACUCACCCUCCAACACUCACCCUCUGUCGCCCACCCUCUGUCGCCCACCCUCUGUCGCCCACCCUCUAUCGCCCACCCUCUAUCGCCCACCCUCUAUCGCCCACCCUCUGUCGCCCACCCUCUGCCGCUCCUCGAUCGCCCUCGCUUUCCUUCUGUUCCUUACCCACUAUCUCUUACGAGGACGCGGUGCUGCUGCGGUACGCGCUGAGGCACGGCACGCGGCAGUGGGGGCGGCUGGUGCGAGGCAGGCAGCUCGCACGCGGCAACAAGGCGUGCUGCAACCGCUUCCUCUUCCUAAAGAACAGCGCACCCACGUUAGGCUCUCUCCCUGCCCUUGACUGGCCUCUCUCCUUUGCAACCUCCCUUACACCCUCCAUCACGCCCUCCUUUGCAUCCUCCCUCUCACCCUCUUUUUCACCCUCCCUCGCAAGCUCCCUCUCACCCACCCACGUGUCCAUCACUCACCCCUACCUGUCCAGCCAUCUCACAUCCGCGUCCCCAUGGCAAUCCACCUCUCGCACGCCUUUCACCUUUGGUCUCCUUCCAAGCUUCCCCGCUCUGCAUUCCGCCCUUCCCCAUAGCCUUUCCCCAUCCCUUGGCUCGACCAUUCCUCCCCACGCCGCUCCCCCCACCGCUACCCCCACCACUUCCCCCAUUGCUCCACACAGCCCACUCACGUCUCCUCCAUCCGCCACACCCUCUCCUUCCUCUCACCGCCACUCUGCUGCUCCUUUCACACCCACGUCUCCCAUAACAGCAGCGACGCCACCGCAGCUGCAAGCCACAUCCACACCGUCAGCAGGAGAAGCCUCAGCAGCUGCUCCGCACCCAUCCACACCAGCACCAUCCGCAAGCAUGCUUCCCAUGCUUCCCGUUCCGCCUGUGCUUCCACCAGAGCUCACUGAAAGCAUGGCACCAGCAGCAGCCCUUCCAACCCCGUUGUAUCAUGCAUCGAUGGACGCAGCUCCCUUGUCUUCAUCUGCUCUGAAUGCAGCACACGCGAGGCCGCACAAGGCACCUAGUACGAGCCGAGGCGUGCUGCCCCCCGCUGCUCUGGAAUUUGCCCGCUCUUUAUUUUCCGGGCUGCCCGGCAGGGAUGAUCCCGAGGAAGGCGAGAGCAGGAACGGGAAGCAAGCAUGGGAGCACACGUGCACGAGUGCGAGGCAAUGUGUGCCCAGUGCAGGGGAAAGCCUGCCAAGCCUCGGCCAACCUUCACUUGCUGAAAUGGUUACUGCAUCAACUGCUGCUCCUCGUGUAACUCAUGUGAUUGAUUCUCCAGCGGCAGCGGCUCUUGCAGCAGCAGCAGAAGGCAUGUGUCAGGGAGAGGUAUCCAUUUGGAAGGAUCUGAUUGAGCUGGAAGGCGAAGCGGAGGGGGUGGUGUGCGGUGUGGAGAAGAGAGCAGGGGUUACCGUGGGAUCGUUCUGUGAGCUGGAGGACCUCUUUGGGGACAAUACCAAUCUCAUAUAG
Messenger RNA from Closterium sp. NIES-65, 1584 nucleotides. Lineage: Eukaryota; Viridiplantae; Streptophyta; Zygnematophyceae; Desmidiales; Closteriaceae. The record is from the annotation of a GenBank genome assembly.